Sardina pilchardus (European sardine) is the source of this 4191-nucleotide messenger RNA. RefSeq names its product SH3GL interacting endocytic adaptor 1b (gene sgip1b). The transcript has 21 exons. Gene Ontology annotation, molecular function: actin filament binding. The record is from RefSeq and is a predicted model, not a curated record. Gene Ontology annotation, cellular component: plasma membrane; cytoplasm; actin filament. Gene Ontology annotation, biological process: actin filament polymerization. Lineage: Eukaryota; Metazoa; Chordata; Actinopteri; Clupeiformes; Clupeidae.
CGUCUCUACUGCUGCAGCGGCGACUGGGGCCUAGCCGACGGCCUUGCCCCUGCCUAUCACAGCCGGCGCCUAGAAGCGAUAUUAAUACGAACCCUGAGGGUUGGCGCGCGGUCUGCACGGGAGAGCCUGCCUACUCCCUGGCUCCUGCUUAGAAUUAUGAGCGUUUCAGCAUCCUCUCUUGCUCGCAUUUGCACGUCCAGCUCCUUUCAGCUCUCGUGAGACUGAGGAAUGAAAAUCUGCAACCAUGAUGGAAGGAUUGAAAAAACAUUCCAGGAGGGUGUUUGGUUUCAGGAAGAAAGAGAAAGACAAUGACUCAACGGGCUCGCCUGACAGAGACAGAUCUGUACGUAUACCAGCAGGGACCAACCCUGUCCUCAAAUUAUUGUAUGCUCCCAUACGCUUUUGAUGUACAGUAGUCCCAAAAAAGACUAAUGGCGCUCCAAACGGAUUCUAUGGGGAGAUUGAUUGGGAUCGCUAUAACUCCCCUGAUGUGGAUGCUGAAGGAUUCAGCGUCAGACCAGGGGACCAAUCCGAAGGUGCCCCCAGAGCUAAGGCCUUCUCGUCCAGUGAGUCGGAGGGCGAGGAGGAUCACCUGAAGAAGUUUAAGAUCAGGAUCAAGCCCCUGGCCUCGGACAGCUCCAAUUGCUCCGUCCCCACCAUGGAUGAGCUGAAGGCUUCAGUGGGCACCUUGGCCAUUUCUCCCUCACCCCUGGGUCAAAUGAGAAGAAACCUCUCAAGCGAAGAGAUCGCCAGGCCCCGGCGUUCCACCCCUACACCAGGCGCUGAGCUCGACACUCCCAGCAAAAGAUCAUCAGAGAAUGCAAAUACUUUCUUUGGUCCACCAUUUGAAGCCAGCUUUGAAACGUUUGAAGCACAGCACUCAGAAGUGUUCAUUGUGGAGCCAGAAUUCUGGUGUCAGACGAAAAUUCAACCACCUUCACCUUUGGCCAGACCCUAUCCCUCUGGAGCUCCUCCUCCUCUCCCUCCAAAGAACGUUCCAGCUACACCUCCCUGUCGUACUUCCAGCUCAGUGGGGUCCUCAGGCUACUACAGUGUGGUGCCCAGUGUAAGAGCAGACAGCUGUGCGUAUGCAGACGGCUUGCUGUCAGAACCGUCUCCCAUGCCCGACCUGGACAACGUCUUCGGCCCCCCCGACCCCCCCUCAUCUGCUGACGACACAUUCCAGUUGGGCUGGGCCAGCUUCAGCGAGGGGCGGGGCUCCCCCUCCAGACCCCCACCUCCCGAUGAGCCGGCGCCCCCGCCUCCUCUCUGCUCCUCUCCUCCGGAUUCUCCUCCGCCCCCGCUCCACAUCGCCAUGUCUCCUCCUCCUCCUCCUCCUCCGGACUCCCCCCCGCUGCCGCUCCACGUGCCCAUUCCUCCGCCGGACUCGCCGCCGCCGCCGCCUCCGUCCGCCACGCCUCCGCCGGACUCGACCCCCACCAGCCCCCUGGGCCCGCCUCCCGUGGCGCCCGUGCCUCCGCUGCCCACCGCCUUCAUCCUGCCGGAGUCCUUCCCCGACUCUCCGACACCGCCGCCGCCACCGUCACCGCCGCCACUUCCACCGCCUCUACAGCAGCAGGAGGAGUCCGAGUCCGAGGACGAGGAGGUGGAGGAGGAGGUGAAAGAGCUGUCAUUGGCCUGCGCCUCUUCGUUCCUCCCUCCCCCUCUACCAGCGGAGCGCUCCCCCCUCACUUGCGGGCCCCCUCCACCGCCGCUGGGCGUCAGGUGGACCCCGGAGCCAGUGAUGGGCUCCCUGAGGGAAGCUUUCUCGGCUUCGCCCAAAGAGUUUAGUCCGGGCCUGCGUGGAACACCACCCCCUCUGCCACCACUCACCUACAGGAGCGUGGUGUCCUCUCCAGGGCCAGGGAGUGGGACAUGCUCCCCUGCGCGGCCGGCCACACCCCUGUCCGCAGGAAGCCCCGUGCCCCCGCUCCCACCUCGGCCCUCAUCGCGACCCAAACUACAGCCUGGGAAGUCCAGCGUCAGCGACCUGUCCCGGUCGUUCAGCCCUCCGGUGCACUCCUGGAGCCCCCCUCCCUUUGCGCCACUGGCCCGAGCGGAGAGCACCUCGUCCAUCUCGUCGGUCACCUCUCUGAGCGCCGCCUCCACCCCCACCCUCUGCCUGCCUGUCUCCACAUGCUCUAGAGGGCCCAGUCCCCUCACCAUGGGCCCGCAGGACACCCUUCCUGUGGCCGCUGCCUUCACAGAGACCAUCAGCGCUUACUUCAAAGGCGCUGACCCCAGCAAGUGUGUGGUGAAGAUCACUGGGGAGAUGGUGCUCUCCUUCCCCGCUGGAAUCACCCGGCACUUUGCCUCGCAUCCCGCUCCCCCCGUGCUCACCUUCAGCAUCACACACUACAGCCGUCUGGAGCAGGUCCUGCCUAACCCUCAGCUGCUCUGCUGUGAAACUACAGAGCCCAGCUCUGACACAAAGGAGUUCUGGGUGAACAUGCCAAACCUGAUGAGCCACCUAAAGAAAGUGGCUGAUCAGAGGCCUCAAGCAACAUACUAUAAUGUGGAUAUGCUAAAAUACCAGGUGGCAGCAGAGGGCAUCCAGUCCACCCCACUUAACCUGGCAGUUAGCUGGCGUGGUGAUACCACCAGCACUGACCUCAGGAUAGACUACAAGUACAACAUGGAGGCUAUGCCUGACCCCGUGGCCCUUACCAACAUCCACUUCAUGGUGCCUGUGGACGGUGGCGUCGCCAAACUCCAAGCCAUGCUCCCACCUGCUACUUGGAAUCCUGAACUGCAGGAAAUGCUUUGGAAGAUUCCGGAACUUUCUCAGAAAUCUGAAAAUGGAGGAGUGGGUGCUCUGCUGGGGCGCUUUGCGCUGACGAAUGGCCCCAGUAAGCCAUCCAGGCUAGCUGUGCAGUUCUCCAGCGAGGGAGCCACUCUCUCAGGCGCCAGUUUCCAGUUAGCAGGGACUGGAUAUCGACUCUCCCUGGUCAAAAAGAGAUUCUGUGCAGGGAAAUAUAUGGCUGAUAAUUGAUGCUGCUGAAAAUAUGACCAUAUCUACAAUGGCUUUAGACUGCUCUGCAGAAGGAAGGAUAUCUGUCUUUCAUUCAUGCGACAAACGGAGACGAAAAUGAGAAGAACAUUUUUAAUUGAAAAAAAAUCAUCUGAGAUUCUUUAUCUCAACAAAAUGAUGUGUAUUUAGAGAAUAAUGUAUGUGUGUGUGUAGGAAUGAGUGUGUGUGUGUGUGUGUGUGUGUGUGUGUGUGUGUGUGUGUGUGUGUGUGUGUGUGUGUGUGUGUGUGUGUGUGUGUGUGUGUGUGUGUGCGAGAGAGAGAGAGAGAAAGUGACAGAGAGAGAGAGAGAGGGAGUUAUGUGAGCCUUGUAUGCAUACAUUUAUUACAAAAAAAUGUGCAAUACCACAACUCCACAACUGAGUUUAUGCAAGUUGACACUACCUUAUCCUAAUUUUUUCAUAUUCUAUCGAAUUUAUAUACAUUCCUCUCUUGUCACUUUUCCACCCAGAUCUGUUAGUGUAACAAAAGCCAAUUCAAAUGGGGCACUCCUCGUCACCAGUGCUGCUCAGGCCCUGUUUGAAACGCUGAGGAAAAAAUAACUAGGACUAAAUGCCUGUGAUUAUGAUAACCCAACUAUUUGUAUGGACCCAUUAUGUAAUAGGAAUAUCACAGUACAUGUCUUGACUAGGAGUGUUCAAUAUUAACAGUGGCGAGCAAUAUGUCAUAUGACCGUGUGAUGGCUCUGACUGAGACUAUAGUCUGACAACACAACCGUAGGAGAGGGACAAUUCUGAACUAGCAUGCAGGUGAAGUGAAAUGGCAAAAGCACCCCCAAAGUCACUAUACAACACAUCCCAUAACCUUUUAGGAAUAUUGUUGUAAUGUGUGAUAGCACUUUUUUCUAGGUAUGUAAUCCUGAAUGUGGAGUGAUACAAUGAGAGUUUAGAUAAGCGAGGCCUUGAGUUAUCUUGGAAUGAUUUAAAGGUCGCUUCAAUGAGAGUUACACUGACCAUUUAAAUUAUUGGAAUUAUAUAUGACAAGGGCAGGGUGCCUUGCUGACCGGCUAUAUUGACUAUGUGUAGAGUUUUUUAUUGUUCCUGCAGUAUUUUUGUGAAAAAAAAUCCUCAUGGACUGUUGACAGCUUCGUAGUCUAAAUCAGUAGACACAAACUAGGUGAAUUUUCAAAGUCUUUCAACAUUCUGUGUUAAGGUUUGAAAUGC